AUGUAUCUACAUGACACUGUUCUGGGAAUUAUCUUCCUUUCUCAGACUGGAGUUGGGGUCCUAGGGAACUCCAUCUUCCUCUGGUUUUAUACCGUUAUUUUAUUCACCAGGCACAGGUGGAUGCCCAUGGACUCCAUUCUUACCCAACUUACUUUGACCAACACCAUAGUGCUUCUCUCCCAGGGAUGCCCGUUAGCAAUAUCAUAUUUCAGUACAGGAUAUUUCUUGGGCAUUACAAUGUGUAAAAUUGUAUUUUAUCUUCAGCGAGUCAGCCGGGGCCUUUCCAUAUGUACCACGUGCCUCCUGAGCACCUUUCAGGCACUCACCAUCAGUCCCAGCAACUCUAGGUUGGCCAAACUCAAAGUCAGAGUUCUGGAGUUCACCUACCCCUUGUGUCUCCUCUGUUGUAUAAUCAACAUGAUCUUAGAAGUAAAUGUGCCAAUAUAUAUAUCAGGAUCAAGAAGCAGAAAUAGUACCCACUCAAGUGUAAUUAAUCUCCUUUAUUGCUACUGGGAAAAAUUUUUUAUUGAGAUCAUCAUUUUGCCUUCCCUUCGAGACAUCUUGUGUGUAGGAUGUAUGGUCUGCACCAGUGGCUACAUGGUGUUCCUCCUGCACAGACAUCACCAGAAGGUCAAGCAUAUUCACCGCACCAGCUUCUCCUCAAAGACAUCUCCAGAGAUUAAGGCCACUCAAACUAUCCUGCUGCUAGUGGGAAGCUUUGUUUCUGCUUACUGUGUCAGUUGUGGCUUUAUACUGUAUAAAGUAUAUGUGAUGCAUUCUGGCACUUGGGUGAUGAUUGUGACUACAUUUAUUGCAUUGUGUUACCCAACCAUCAGCCCCUUUUUGCUGAUUCACAGAGCUAUUCAAAUCCCCAGGUCCUUCUGUGCUGCCUGGUGGAGGCCAAAUUCCUAUUCUCAGAAUAAGUUACAGGAUUUACAAGUUAUCUCCAUGGGCACAUCACCUUGA
This is a messenger RNA of Trichosurus vulpecula (common brushtail), 966 nucleotides long. Its product is annotated as vomeronasal type-1 receptor 4-like. Gene Ontology annotation, molecular function: pheromone receptor activity. The record is from RefSeq and is a predicted model, not a curated record. Bases 1 to 966 code for a protein of 321 amino acids. Gene Ontology annotation, biological process: G protein-coupled receptor signaling pathway. Gene Ontology annotation, cellular component: membrane. NCBI's taxonomy places the organism in Eukaryota, Metazoa, Chordata, Mammalia, Diprotodontia, Phalangeridae. The transcript has a single exon.